Molecule: messenger RNA, 432 nt
Organism: Zychaea mexicana
Lineage: Eukaryota; Fungi; Mucoromycota; Mucoromycetes; Mucorales; Lichtheimiaceae
Product: ribosomal protein L24
Exons: 3
Coding region: 1-432 (143 amino acids)
Biological process (GO): cytoplasmic translation; ribosomal large subunit biogenesis
Cellular component (GO): cytosolic large ribosomal subunit; ribosome
Molecular function (GO): structural constituent of ribosome; RNA binding
Source: RefSeq, a predicted model, not a curated record
AUGGCUUGUCCAUUAGACGUUAGCUCUUCGCGCCGUAAGAGCAGAAAGGCUCACUUCACUGCUCCUUCUGAUGUUCGCCGCAAGAUCAUGAGCUCGGCCCUUUCCAAGGAGCUCCGUGAAAAGUACAACACCCGCUCCAUCCCCGUUCGCAAGGAUGACGAAGUCUUGGUCGUUCGCGGCAGCUUGAAGGGUCGCGAGGGCAAGGUUGUGCAGGUGUACCGUAAGAAGUGGGUCAUCCACAUUGACCGUGUCAACCGCGAGAAGGUCAAUGGUGCCUCCGUCCCCAUCGGUGUCCACCCCUCGAACGUUGUCGUCACCAAGGUCAAGAUCGACAAGAGCCGUCAGGCUAUCUUGGACCGCAAGGACCGCUCCAAGUCUAAGGCUGAGGCUAUGCAACAGGUUAGUUUAAAGAAAGCUGUUUUUCGAUUAUGA